AUUACAGUGCAUCUCUACCGAUAACAUUGCCGGCGAAAAUGGAAGCGGAUCAAGCAGCAGCCAUCAAAGAAGCCGAAACGUGCAUUGACCUCUUGGUCAUCGUGCUGGACACGAAUCCUUCCCAGCACAUUGUGCGCCAGAACCCGCAGAACCUCACCCAAAUCCUGGAGGCGGUGAUUGCCUUCGGGAAUGCGCACCUCAUGCAAAAGGCCCAAAACAAAUUGGCUGUGUUAUCCUGCUCCCAUCAUGCCACAAACUUCCUGUAUCCUUUGCCCCGGCGACAAGUGGAAUUGCGCCAAGUGGAUGGUCAAUAUGAGGCCUUCAGUCUGGUGGAGAAGACAGUGAAACAGCAGCUGGGCAGCAUUUUGAUGAAUGCCCCACGACUUAGUGCUCCUUGUGAGAGUCUCCUGGCCGGCAGCAUGUCCAUGGCACUGUGCUAUAUAUCUAGGCUCCAAAGGAGUGUGGCACCUGGCGUCAAGAUGCACUCCCGCAUCCUCGUCCUGACCGGCAGCAAUGAGUGCGCUUCCCAGUACAUGACCUUCAUGAAUGUCUUCUUUACCGCCCAGAAACUGGGCAUUGUGAUAGACACCUGCGCCCUGGACAAGACACUCAGUUUGCUCCAGCAGGGCUGUGAUAUUACCGCCGGACAGUUCCUCAAGGUCACCCAAUUGGAUGGCCUGCUGCAGUACCUCCUGUGGGUCUUCCUGCCCGCCCCGCAAAUUCGUCACAAAUUGGUAUUGCCGCCACCGCCCAAAGUGGACUACCGGGCCUCCUGUUUCUGCCAUCGUGAGCUCAUCGACAUUGGCUAUGUCUGCUCGGUCUGUCUGUCCGUCUUCUGCAAAUACAGUCCAAUUUGCACCACUUGCCAUACAAUUUUCAAGAACCCCGGUCCUUUGCCAGUGAAAUCUAAAAAGAAAAAGAAAACGGACAAGCAAAUGUAAUUCUAGAAGUAGCAAAUACUGCUGGUUGAACGAAACAGUAUAUUCAAUAUAAAGGUACUUUUUAAUUUCUAA
This is a messenger RNA of Drosophila elegans, 1013 nucleotides long. RefSeq names its product general transcription factor IIH subunit 3 (gene Tfb4). Gene Ontology annotation, cellular component: transcription factor TFIIH holo complex; transcription factor TFIIH core complex. Lineage: Eukaryota; Metazoa; Arthropoda; Insecta; Diptera; Drosophilidae. Gene Ontology annotation, biological process: nucleotide-excision repair; regulation of DNA-templated transcription. The record is from RefSeq and is a predicted model, not a curated record. The coding region runs from base 39 to 941 and encodes 300 amino acids. The transcript has 5 exons.